UUUGCAGCAUAGCGCGGUCAGCGCGGUCAGCUUUAAAAGCUGUUUUCCCAGUUUCGCCAGUCUGUGCUGAGUUCAUCCAGCAGUUGUUCUCUGCCGUCUCUGUAAAUGUCGCUUUUACGGACCCCCGACCUCAGUUUCAGUCCGAGCCACUAGUGUUCGACUCUGAGAAGCGACGCUAUGUCUUUAUGUUUCAGUCCGAGAUCAGCAGCAGAUUCAACGAGCUGCUUCAUGUCUGAGCUGCAGCAACGCAAAACAUUUACGAGGGAACCCAUUUUAUUUGCGAGGGAACGCAAUUUUUCUUAAAAGUGGCAGAAUUUUUAAACAAAACAAACAACCUGAAAUUGGUGCUGCUAUUUAAAUCGCAGAAGAGAAAAAGAAGGAUAAAAAAGAGAAAUUGGAGGGAAAUGUAGAUUAUGGGCCCUUACUCUUGUUUUCCCAUCUUCUCCAGCGCUUGUGGAAUAACGUCACGCGUAACCCGUCGAGGUCAUCACUCCGCGUCUGUUUUGCUUCGCGCUGCUUAGAGAAGUUAGCGGGCUAAGCUGUUUACACACGUACAAACAGAGCACUUCGUAGGAUUUAGAUAGUACCUGCAGACUGCAACAACGAAGGGAACCCGAGUUCAGCGAUGUGGAGUGGACUAACGGAGCUGUCAGUGUCGCUGAAACGAUACAGUAAUGUUAGAAUGACUCGCUAAAGCCGACUAGACCAGCACAGCUGAGCUGAACGCAGCGCCGCAGCGUCUCACAUAAACAGCAGCGGGUUUAAGAAGUGGCUCUCUAAAAUCAAACACCGUCAUAUAAGGGGAAAAGUACACCAUGGGUGCUGAACAGAGUGGAGAUGCUGAGCAUAAGCACUCGGACUACAACUCUUCAGUUGUCCCUUCACCAGCUAAGCACAGAGCAAAAAUGGAUGACAUAGUAGUUGUUGCUCAAGGAACACAGCCAUUACGCAACAUCCAUAAUGAUCCUGAUGUCAUCAAGCUUCAAGAGAUCCCCACCUUUCAACCUCUUCUGAAGGGUGUUCUGAGUGGGCAGACGUCACCCAGCACGGUGUCUGUGGAGAAGCUGGACUCUGUGCAGGUGCUGCAGCUUUGUGUGCGCUACCAGGACCACCUACACCAGUGCGCCGAGGCUGUGGCCUUUGACCAGAAUGCUCUGGUGAAGAGGAUCAAAGAGAUGGACCUCUCGGUGGAGACGCUCUUCAGCAUCAUGCAGGACAGACAGAAGCGCUAUGCCAAAUAUGCAGAGCAGAUCCAGAAGGUGAACGAGAUGUCCAUGAUUCUGCGGCGGAUCCAGAUGGGCAUCGACCAGACCGUGCCUCUGAUGGAGCGGCUCAACAACCUGCUGCCUGAGGGCGAACGGCUGGAGCCCUUCAGCAUGAAGCCAGAUGGAGAACUCAAAUAGACCAGUACUGGACGCUCGGUCCAGAAUGUGCAGCCACCUUCUGGGCAAAAGAGCAACAUUAAGACAUUUAUUAUUUAUCUUCAGUGAAGGCUGUGAGUUGAGUGCACUGGCUGCAUGCUUUGUGCCUGGAACAAGAGUCAUUUCACUGUUAAAGACUUAAGUAACAGUACAGUGAAAAUGUGAGACUUGAAAUAUGUGUGAAUGUCGAGAACAAUUAGAAAAUCUUGUGUAAAUAAAAACGAAAGACUUAAUAAUAUUAAUCUUUUAAAUACUGUAACAGACACAGAGCUCAGAGGCUGUUUUCAGGCAAAUUUUGGCGAUUUUGUUCUGUUCCGUUUACAUGUGAGUAUCUUUGGACUGCAAGCUAAAAUGAGCUUGGCUUCUCUUGGGAUUGUGAUGUCUACAGGAAAAAUACAAUUUGCAACGAAAAAAAAAAAAAAUCAUAAAAGGUAGAAAAUAAUUACCGCACAGUUGUUACUUUCCAGAAUUCCAGUGAUCAAAUAAAAUUUUGGACUGUGACAAAAUA
Molecule: messenger RNA, 1929 nt
Organism: Pygocentrus nattereri (red-bellied piranha)
Lineage: Eukaryota; Metazoa; Chordata; Actinopteri; Characiformes; Serrasalmidae
Gene: borcs5
Product: BLOC-1 related complex subunit 5
Exons: 5
Coding region: 816-1403 (195 amino acids)
Biological process (GO): positive regulation of anterograde synaptic vesicle transport; organelle transport along microtubule; lysosome localization
Cellular component (GO): synaptic vesicle membrane; BORC complex; cytoplasmic side of lysosomal membrane
Source: RefSeq, a predicted model, not a curated record